AUGUGCACUGAGAAGGAGAGAUACGUUCGAGUGGUUCAGAAGAGAAUAUCCCCGUAUGAGUGCGGUCCCAGUGGACUGGAGCCGAAUCGUCUCGUAAAAGAAUAUGCAAGAAGUGCAGCCGACCAGGAUAAUCCAUUACCUCAUGAACUGCGUUCGGAAGAUUUGUUGAAAAAUACUAUGGAUUAUCUUCUCAAACAUGUAGUUGAUUCUUUACCUGGGAAUGAAGAUGAUUUAGCUACGUGGUAUGACUUUUUAUGGAGUCGUACACGUGCCAUUCGCAAAGAAAUCACCCAGCUCAUGCUGGCGGAUGCUACUGCUGUAGCUCUUUUUGAAAGAUGUGCUCGACUCCAUAUUCUAUGUGCGUAUAAGCUUUGUCGCCUUGGCUUCGACCGCUUCGAUCAGAACAUGAAUACGGAAAACCUUGCCAAAUGCCUCCAAUCUUUGAGACAUCUCUAUGAAGACUUGGAACUGCAAGGCAAGACUUUCGAUACUGAGGCUGAAUUCCGUGGUUAUGAUGUUAUGUUACAUCUCCACGAUAGCAAUAUCAUGCGACAAGUGUUGUCAUACCGAAAAGAAGUGCGUGAAUCGCAACCUGUUCGAUUAGCUCUUCAACUAUCGGGUGCACUGCAAAACAAGAAUUAUGUCAGAUUUUUCCGUUUAUUAAAGAAAGAAGCAACAUAUCUUCAAUGCUGCAUAUGCCAUCGUUAUUUCAGUACAGUACUGUCAAACGCUUUACACACGAUGAUGACCGCCUAUGGUCGGCAUUCUGCGUUCCUGUUAGAGAUUUCUUAUUUGCUACGUGUUCUUGCUUGGGAUGAUCGCGAUGAUGCAUUUAAUUCUCUCAUUCCCUAUGGAGUGCAUCCAAACAGUCUGAAUUAUGAGCAGGUGUUUUUCAAUCACCGACACUUUUGUACAGGAUCCCGACUGCCUGCGAGACCUUACCGCUGGAUAGAUGCAAAAAAUAAUGCUGCCUGGAGUCAGGUAAACUUUUUUUGUAUGGAGUAUUUUAUUCCACGAUUUGUGCUAUCGCAGGUUGUAUAUGGACCUGCACCUUUUUCGUUCUUCUCUAUUGCUGUGAUGACUGACUCGUUUGAUGACUCUGGUCGUUACAACAAAGAUCCUGUGCUUUCGACUGUUUUCGAGAAGUAUUCUCUUCAAUCGGAGGCUCAAAGGCUACUAUUUUCCGAGCAAAAUCAAGCGCCUGUGAAGCCGGCGUCCAUAGCCACUAUGAGAGAAGAACAUCAUGAAGCGCUCACCUCUACCGUCGAGAAUGUAGUGCGUGAAGUAGCAGAUAAAGAGAGUUUUACAAUAUGUAAAGAUGCUAACGUCGAGGGAGUGGCUGCCUCUAUUUCGGGUAGCUUGAACGCUGGGCAGAGCGAAGAUCGCGAGCGAGCACUUUUGGAAUCACAAAGGUUGAAAGAAGAAAAAAUAAGACUCGUCCGUCGGCUAUUUGAGCAGUUGCUGGAUGAAGUCAUUGCGGAGAAGACGAGAGCAGCCAUCAAACAGGAACUAGGGGAAGGUAUUCGUUCUCAUAUUGAGAUGACGGCACAUCUUUUGGUCGAGGAGUUGUGGCGCUCAAAAUUGUGGCAUUGUGUGGAUAAGGAAACGAAAAUGAUCCUAAAGAAAACGCUGAAAUCAGAAAUUUCGUCAGGCCUUCAGCGAUUUCGAGAACAGAUGGAGCUGUUGUGGUUGCGACAGUUUUGGGAUGUUUGGCGUGAUCGAGUAUUGGAGAAUCGUCGUAAGCGCCAAGAACGUCGGCAUGAUUGGGAGACAUUCCGAGGCUGUUUUUCGCCAUCUAACUAUGCAAAGCACGGUGAAGUUGGUCAUCAAAGCAAGGCCUCGUUAGCUCUUGUUGACAGUCAGAAAGUACGGCUCUCGCUGAAGCUGGUGCAGUUCAAGAAAGCCCGUUCAAAAAGAAUUGUGCGGAAGUACUUUGAUAAAUGGCGAAAGUACGUUGAAAUUCGGCGAACUCUGCAUAGCUUGGCUAAGAGGAUGCUGCACCGUCCAAAGACCAUCAGUUAUGCUCCUUCUUCUCCGUUUCGACCGUCCUAUGCAGAUAGGACAAGACGGAAAAGGACUCACUCUACAUCUUUUACUUUGUCGGAUUGUUCCUUGCCGGCGAACAUUACUCUCAAUGACGUAUAUAAUAACUCGUGUGAUAGCCGAUUUAUAAGUUCAAUGUAUAUCCCAGAAAAGCACUCUGAUUAUGAUCCCAAUGAAAUGUUCUUAUCAGAUAGCUUUUUCCAAGAGUGCAGUCGUCGGUAUGACCCUUCGGAGAUUGCCAAACCGUUUCGACCACCUUCGCCGAGACCGGAAGAGUACGACAUGCUAAAUGAAUCUAAUCCGUACGCAUCUUCUGACUACGGCCGGGUGUCGGAUUCCCUAAUUUUACGA
Molecule: messenger RNA, 2394 nt
Organism: Ostertagia ostertagi
Lineage: Eukaryota; Metazoa; Nematoda; Chromadorea; Rhabditida; Trichostrongylidae
Source: the annotation of a GenBank genome assembly